Messenger RNA from Ylistrum balloti, 9518 nucleotides. RefSeq names its product HEAT repeat-containing protein 5B-like. NCBI's taxonomy places the organism in Eukaryota, Metazoa, Mollusca, Bivalvia, Pectinida, Pectinidae. The record is from RefSeq and is a predicted model, not a curated record. The transcript is spliced from 39 exons. Gene Ontology annotation, cellular component: endocytic vesicle; membrane; Golgi apparatus. Gene Ontology annotation, biological process: retrograde transport, endosome to Golgi; endocytosis; intracellular protein localization. Bases 278 to 6553 code for a protein of 2091 amino acids.
UUACACCCACUGGUGGAAGUACUUACAUGUAUAGUACCUUACCACCAACCAGUACAGUGGCAGAUCCUGGAGACUGCUGCAGACAUUCGACUUUGGAUUAACCAGUAGUGUUAUCAGUAGUCCUGAAUCAUAAUCGGGACCAAAAACUGUGGGAAUUCAUCCUUUAGUUAUUGUGUUCAGGUUUGGAUUAAACGUUUUUCUGAUGGAGAUCAUUUAACAAAAGUUUGGAUAUCUAGCCUUGUAUAGGGCCUGAUUCAGGUUGCCAAUACAACAGAUCAUGGACUUUCCAAUUCUUGAAAUUGAAGAAGUUGAAGAUCCAGAGGACAGUAGUGAACAUUCAAUGAUGGAGCUGGCACACAGCCUUCUCCUCAACGAGGAGGCAUUAAAGAAAAUUCCGGAGAACAAACGACCAGUGUUUGUCUUUGAAUGGCUCCGUUUUCUGGAUAAAGUUCUUAUAGCUGCACAAAAAUCUGACAUUAAAGAGAAACAGAAAAAAUUAGUGGAACAGUUGACCAAUCAGAUCAGUGAAUCUCCUGGGCCGCCAAGUCGGAAACUACUGGCACGGAACCUUGCUGUACUGUUCAGUGUGGGCGAUACCUUCGAACUUUUUAACACCAUAAACAAAUGUAACGACAUCAUCAAAAAUAAAGAUGAUUCGCCGAGCUACCUUCCAACACGUCUUGCUGCCAUUGCAUGUUUAGGAGCCAUGUAUGAGAAGUUGGGACGGAUGACGGGCAGAUCUUAUGAAGAAACCGUACAGAUACUGAUCAAGUCCCUCAAGAAUGCUGAGUCCCAGGGUAGAAGUGAAAUCAUGAUGACAUUGGAAAAAGUUGUGGGUGGUGUUGGAUCGGCAGGAAGUGGAACCUUCAAGGAUGUAUACAAAGCCACAAAACAAUGCAUGACUGACCGGGCUAUGUCUGUGAGAUUUGCUGCAGCCAAGUGUAUGUACCAGCUUGUGAAUGAGGCUCCUUUCAUGUGUACAACGGAACUGGAAACUGUGACAGCUCUCAGCUUCAGGUCCCUGGAUGGCUCAAACUAUGAUGUCCGCUGUGCAAUUGCAAAACUUCUUGGCAAUCUCCUGGCAACUGCUUUGUCACCCAAGACAGUUUAUGGAAAGAACAAGCAGCCAAAACUUGAGGAAGUACUGAAUCUUCUAGCAUCAGGCUUCAUCAAGGGAGGUUUUGGCUUUUUGAAGAGUUCCACAGCAGGGGAAAUGAUUAAAGGCAGUGGAGCCAUUAAUAGAGAGAUUCGUGUUGGUGUCACCCAUGCAUAUAUUGAGUUUGUUAAGUGUAUGGGAGGAUUGUGGCUGGAGAGAAAUAUUUCAAUGUUUCUCAAUCAUGUCCUUGACCUUGUGGCCAGUCCAAAGUCGACACCCACACAUGUUGAUGCAGUAUACGCACGGAAAUGCGUCCUCUUUAUCAUCAGAUCUUCUAUCGGAGGUCUGCUGGGUGAAAAGGCCCAAAUAGCUGCUGCAAAGGAGAUUUGCCAGAUCAUUGUCAAACAGAUGAAUGCUGCAGGUGAAGCAGUGACUGACUCUGUUGAUGGUAAAUCCCAGAACUGGGAUGUGAUGGGAAGUCAGCAUGUUCUUGUGUGUGCUUUACACGAGCUAGGCAGCCUAGUACUGAGAUUAGGUACCUCAGCCAGUCCCCUGGUGUCAGAACCUGCCACCGGUAUAAUUGAGCCAGUUGUGUCGGUGUUGAUCCAUCCUUGCCACGCAGCCCGACUGGCCGCCUCCUGGUGUCUGGGUAGUAUCUCAGUGGCUUUACCCUCACAGCUUACACCACUCCUAGAUCGUUGUGUAGAGCGCAUGGAGAAGCUGAAGUCCUCUCCAGAGGCUGUGUCUGGUUACAGCAGUGCUCUGGCCGCUCUACUGGGCAGGGUGUACCAGUGUCCAUUGGGUAUCCCUCACGGCAAAGGCAAGCACUUGUUCAGCAUAGCUGAGGAGUUACUGCGGACAGCGUCACAGAACAGUCGUCUUUCAUUACAGCGAACACAGUCUGGGUGGCUGCUGCUGGGCUCACUAAUGACACUAGGCCCCCCUGUUGUGAGGAACCACCUGCCACGUAUGCUGUUGUUAUGGAGGAAUGCAUUCCCCAGGUCCACCAAGGAACUAGAGGCAGAAAAAAUCCGAGGAGAUUCCUUUACAUGGCAGGUCACACUUGAGGCUCGUGCAGGUGCCCUUGGGGCCAUGUAUAGCUUCCUGCAGCACUGUCGUGAACUUGUCACAGAGGAUGUAAUUCGACGAUUGUUGGCGCCACUGGAAUGUGCUCUUCUGAUGUUUUCACACUUACCAGGUGUGAUCAAACACUAUGGCACCCAGCUGAAAGCCUGUGCUGCCAUGGUUCGACUGCGGCUCUAUGAUGUCCUUUGUCUAUUGCCUCCAGAGUCGUUUGAAGGCACAUACACUAUGUUACUGAGGGAACUAGUGGCCGAGUUCACACUAACAGACAAUCCUGCCAACACCACUACUUCACUGCUGCGGUCAAUGUGUCAUGUGGACGAUAGCGUUAUUCUGGGCUCAUGGCUACAGGAGACUGACCACAAGGCUAUAGAGGACCAGUUUGAACCCAAUCGUAAAGUGGAUAAAGACAUAUUGCAGCCUAACAGUGCGUCAGGUUCUGGAGCCCUAGAGCAUGAUUCACAGUCACUAUACGCACGUUAUCCCCCUAGUGAACCAAUUCCAGGUCCCCUUCCUCUGGGUGUGGCUGUGAUUGACAGCUCUGUAAAGCUGUAUGGUCUAGUUUUUCCUCGGGUGGCUAACAAACACAGAUACCAAAUGCUGCAGCACUUCAAUGAGUGUAUAAAGCAGGCUAAGGCAUCACGUCAACAGGCAGUACAGAUGAAUAUUUUCACUGCUGUACUCUGUGCUCUCAAGAGUCUUUCUGAUACAAAAUCCAGUAUGGGGCCUGAUGAGGUGAAAAAAGCUGCAUUUAAUCUUAUCAUGGGAGCCCUGAGCAGUACCAACCCCAUUUUAAGAUGUGCUGCUGGAGAGGCAUUAGGUCGCAUGGCACAAGUGGUGGGCGACAGUCGCUUUAUUGCAGACAUGGCCCAGUACAGCUUUAACAGUUUAAAAUCAGCACGAGAUGUGGUCAGCAGAACAGGUCAUUCCUUGGCCCUGGGUUGCCUCCACAGAUAUGUUGGGGGUAUGGGGUCUGGUCAGCACCUCAACACCAGUGUUAGCAUCCUGCUAGCUCUGGCUCAGGACUUCAACUCUCCUGUGGUACAGGUUUGGGCAUUACAUGCCUUGGCCCUGAUUGCUGACUCUGGGGGACCUAUGUUCCGUAGCUAUGUGGAGCCCACACUAUCUCUAGUGUUGCAGUUACUACUGUCGGUUCCACCAUCUACUGUGGAUGUCCAUCAGUGUCUUGGCAAGUGUCUCUCUGCCCUCAUCACAUCUAUAGGUCCAGAGCUACAGGGAAACAGUGGGUCAAUUGCCACAGCACGACUUUACUGUCUGGUGUGCUGUGCCAUUAUGCAGGACCAUCCUGACUCCCUGGUGCAGGCUGAAGCCAUUGCCUGUCUACAACAGCUUCACAUGUUUGCACCACGUCAUGUCAACCUCACCUCUCUUGUCCCUCAUCUCUGUGAAACACUCAAGAGUGCCCAUUUACUGUUACGAAGAGCUGCUGUUGCCUGUCUACGCCAGUUGGUCACACGAGAGGCAGAGGAAGUCAGCGAACAGGCUCUCAAAGUUGUCCAUGAGACGAAUAGUCUUUACUCAGCACCUGCCACAGCUGCUUCAGUCAAUGAAAAUGGUGUGGAGGGACAGCUAUAUGGCAUGCUUGACACAGAGAUCGACGGCAAGUUGAUCUCAGAUGUACAAGACACAUUGGUCAGUCUGCUUCAAUCCCUUGCCACUCGCAACCUCACACGCUGGCUCAUGUUACUGAAGGAGGUGUUGUCAGCCUCAACAGACACAACCAGUAGUUUACAAGAAGGAACCGUGGAUGGUGAUGAAGACAAGGAUGAGGAGUAUGAAGAUGAGGAUGCUGAGUUUGAAUUCAAGGCUACAGAAGCUGAUGUUACACAUCCAACAGUUGCUCCUAGAUGGCCCACACGAGUGUUUGCCACAGACUGCUUGAGAAAGAUCAUCAUAGCGUGUGAAGUAGAUGAAACUCACUACAACCUAGAGAAAGCAAGGGAACUGAAAGCAAAGACAAAUAAUGUGAACUUCUUAGUGCUACACCUGUCUGAGUUGGUGCGGAUGGCAUUCAUUGCUGCCACGUCUGACAGUAACCAGUUGAGGUUGGCAGGCUUGUCAGCACUACAGGAUGUGAUAACAAAGUUUGCAGCUGUACCAGAACCAGAGUUUCCUGGUCAUGUGAUAUUAGAGCAGUACCAAGCACAGGUAAGUGCUGCCCUGCGGCCAGCUUUCUCUCAGGACACGCCCUCAGAUGUUACAGCUGCUGCUUGUGAUGUGUGCAGUACAUGGAUAGGUAGUGGUGUUGCACGUGACCUUAACGACCUGCGGAGGGUUCACCAACUUUUAGUGUCUUCAUUGGCCAAAAUGAAUGCUGGGAAAUCACAGUCUAUGUUGUAUAAUGAGAGUGCUGUUACCAUGGAGAAGUUGGCAGUAUUACGAGCAUGGGCUGAGGUCUAUAUAGUUGCUGUGGAACGAGAGAAGACAAUUCAACCAAAGGCUAAGAAUGAGGAAGAUGAGUUUGGUGACAGUGCCAGAGAAAGUCUGUUGUCUCUGGUACAGCCAGAGUUACCCACACUCAGUCAGAACUGGUUCAAUGCUCUUAAGGACCAUGCCUAUCUAUCAUUGCCUCCAGAAUACUCUGGGCAGCUCCCAUCCGAUGGUGGUAUGUUUUACCAUCCUGAGACAGUGGACUCAGCUCGUCCUCACUACAAAAAGUCAUGGCCAUCCAUCCUUCAUGCUCUAGCAAUCUGGCUUGAUGAAUCAUCUUUCUUGCAAGUAGAAAAAGACCACAGCAAUGAAGCUGCCAAUGAGAAGAAGCCAGGAGGGCUUUCUCUAGCACCAGCCAAUGCUCCAGCUAACAUGAACCCAGAUCAGAUUAAUGCAGACAGAUUAUAUCUUAUUCUGGGUAUUUGUAUGGAAGCACUGUCCAGUAAUAUCAUCGUUAUGUCAGAACACAUGGUAAACAGUUGCUUGAAAGCCUUGUAUGCCCUUCUGAAUCCCAGCUGGCCCCGUAAGGCUAUGGGUGAGGACCCAGUGCUGUCACGCGAACUCCUUAAUGUCAUGCACAGAACAAUGUUGACAAAAGACAGCAUCAGCACACAGCUUCUGGCUAUUGAGGUGGUAAAGCAAGUACUAUGUGCAGCCAGAGAAAACCUCGACAACGAGAAGAUCAAAAUCAAAGAAAAGGAGAUUGAGACUCCAGUAAGCACUGCUAGCAGUACAGAUUCCAUGGACACAACAGACAGUACCCUACAGUUAGGGGAAGGAGGCGAGGCUGGGGAUAUUGUACCCGGCAAGUCUGUGGUAUACGCCACCCUUGAGGUGUGUCUGUGUGCCAUCUCUCGCCAAAUCCCUGCCCUCAACCCCUCCACCCCUAGUACAGGCUUCCAGGUUCCCACAAGGCUCACCAAGAUGUCGGACGAAUCCUGUCAGCUCAUUGCCAACACAGUCCUCAUCCUUACAGAACUACCAAACCUGUGUUCUCCUCAAGGGAGUGUAGCUAUCCUGCCAACAGUGUUACAUCUUGUAACAGGAGUGUUGCGAGAGCUGUCGGCAAAGUCGUCAGAACGUCGGUCACCUGUAGUGGUCAGUGCCUGUCUUAGCUCCCUCAAGGCUCUGUGUUCCUCACCACUGACAUCUGAUGAAGCAGUGUCAGACAGUUGGAUACAGCUGCUGCAGAGUGCUUUAGCUACUGUUCUUCACUAUGCAAAACCAUCUGAAGAGAAGCCCGGGAUGGAGGAUGUGACACUUCUAGGAGUUAUUACAGUUUUCAUUGCCUGUGCUCCCCACCAAGUAGCCAACAUACCUUCUCUCAAGAAUCAAUGUGUUCAAGUGUUCAAGGAUACCUGGGAUUCUGACAGUAAUGAGGUGAAACUGAAGUGUGUCCAGAUGUUUACGUCAGUGAUACAACACCUUGACCGUGACAGUGCCACGCCUUAUAUACGUAAUGUCGCUUCCAAGAUCCUGGAAUACCUGUGCAACAUCAGUGAGAACAAACACAACAUUGACUCAGAAAUUAACCUCAUCAAGGGUUCUAUACACAUGGCCGUGUCACUAGUGGCGAUUGCUGAAGAAUCCCGACGUUUGACUCUCCUAUCUUUGUUGAUGCCACUUCUUGUGUCAUUUUUAAUGGACGAAAAAACAGUUCACUCAAUGUCUAAAUCUGCAAGACUGCUACAUGACGAAGCUCUCCAACGAAUCACAACAAUCGGUCCAAGAUACCCAGAGCAAUUUAGGACAAUAAUGAGUAGUCAGGCCGAACUCAAGUUCAAACUAGAGGCAGCUGUGAAACUCAACCAGGCUAAUGUGAGAGCACAGCAGAAUUUAGAGAAAUCUGCAAAACUACCACAAAAUCAACCAGCAAGACCUACCAUAGCUUUGAAAACAAACUUCAGCAAUUUUACAGGAUAAAAAAAAAGAGGCAUUGAUUUUUCAAGGAGGCAAUUUAUAUAUAUUUAACUUAAUCUGUGAUAUAGUAAGAAAUGAUGGGUCUCCUGUGUCAGGCAUAGGGGCUAACUGUUACUGUUGAACUAUUGAUAUAUUUUAUAUAGCAGUGUAUAGCUCAUAUAUGUACAGAAUAUAGCGGGGCUUUACACUCAUAACUAGUUGUUGAUGUACAGUUUGUAUGGGAGGCUCAAGACUGUUAGUGUAUAGAACUCAUGUUUCCUUGUUAAGAUGAUCAAAACUGAAAUCUGUAUGAAUUUUGUAAAAUAGUGCAUUCACAUAUCAUCCUGAAUUCAUUGUACCUUGUGUUUUGUACCUACCAUUUGUAAUACAAAAGACAGAUUGAUAUGAAUAGUAUUUUUGAAAUUGAACUUUAAAUAGUUGUUGUAACUAUCCAUUCAAAUAUUUUAAAAAUUUUGCAUUAAUUGUACUUUUAUACUGCCAGGUCACCAUAUGAACACAUGUAGUGUAACUCCACUUUUUGAAAUGCAUGCAUACCCAUAUGUCUUGUGUAUUGAUCCAUCUAGAUAGUUAACAUACCAUGAGAUUAUUUAAGAAAUAGUUUCGGGAGGUAAAAUGUUUGGGAUGAAGGUCAAGUAUUAGCAUUUUACUUACUUCGCAAUGUUGACUUGCCUGGCAGAGAAAUGCUCUAGUAUCAGGGGAGGUAACUACUAACACCCACGUGGUCUUUCAUUUAUUUGUAAACAUGUUUGUGGCCACAGCGUGAUGGUAUCUGUAAAUCUUUGAUAUUUUGAAUCUACUUGCUUUGCUAUGUUUUAUAUUCCAUCACCUUUUUUGUAAAAUUUGUUCCUCAUUCAUAAUUAGAAGAGAAAAAUUUUGUUUUCAUUUGUUAACCAGCUUGUAAAAUAAUUAUUAUGUUAUUGAAAAUGGAGUUAAAUAGAACAGUUUAUGUAUAAGCACAAUCAUCUAUUUAUGGAAAAGGUUACACUGGUUCCUUUCACUUACUAUACAUUCAAAUAUUGAAAUCAUUCUGGAAUAUUAGAUUUGUUUUCUGCAAAUAUCCAUACAAAACCAUCAUAGGAUACGUUAUUUUACAGAAUUGUGAAAUAGAAAUUAAAUUUCAGAGGUUGUAUUCACGUCAGAGUUGUGACUUGUUUGGUCUUGGCCUGGUACAGGUCAGUGUUUCUCUUCGAUACCUGGUUCUGAUCAAUACACAUUUCCAAAAUAAAAUGAAGCAAAACCUUGGCUACCAUGGAAUGUAUUGUUUUAAUGCUGAAAGUGUUUCUCAUAUGGUAAAGCCUUUUAUACAAGAAAGAUCUAAGGGUUUAGUGGCAUUGUAUUUAUUCAUAUUCUGUAAAAACAGAAAAUAAAUGAAAGGUUGAUGUAUGGCUUUGUAGACGGGUUCAGUAGUAAAAUAAAAAAAAAGAGAGAAGUCGAAGUUCAGGGGAUUUGUUAAUAUUUUCAGGUUUUUUUUUCAUUCCAUUUCCACUAUGCAAAAGUCUAUUACAAAAUAUUAUAGAUUUACAGGAAACUAUACAAGAGUACAGAUGAAAAUGGAUACGGCUGUUCUAACAAUGGUGAAGUGAACUGUUCUGUACAAGUGUUGAAGACAUUGAUAGUUGUUGAGAUAAUGAGAUUGUGAGUGUGGUGCAACGAUGACGAUGAUUACUACUAUAUUAUUGAUGUUUUUAAUCUGGAGAGUGCUGUAUUCACCCAUUGUUUAUAUUCUGAAGCCAAAGUUAGCCCGUCUUGCACUAUUUUACAUACCAAUUAAAUAUUGUUUGUGAUUGCUCGGUGUUUUCCAUAUGAUGCCAUUUGCUCUGCAUUCCAUACAUGUCACUGUUGCUUGUUUGUCACUGUUGUUUGUACGGUACUUGAGAUCUGCUACAUAUAUAUAUAUAGAUUCAUUUCAGCCCCCUAUCCCCCAUUUCAUUUUAGAGUUUCUACCCGUCAGUAGUUAUUUAGUUAGGGCAUUGUGUAUCAUGUACUUUUUAACCACUUAAAGUGGGAAAACCUACUUAUUUUUUAUUGUAUAUAUUCAGUAUAAAAUUACCUAUUAUAGAGAGGCAUACAACAUAAUGUUUAUUUAUACCUAGAUUUGUUUAUUAAAUACACUUGGAACCAAUACUGAGUUUGUAGUAUUGGUCACUAGCAGGUAAUUAAAGUUGUGAUUAACUUUCAUUAACACAUAAGUGAUAAACUUUCAUUUGCAUACAAAUUUCAUUAUUCAAACCGAGGAAUUGUGCAAUGUUUUAACUAGUAAAGGAAAUGUAAUUUUGAAAUAUUUUUGAAAUAUUUAUAUGUAAAUGAUGUUGAUUAAAUUUGACUUAAUUUUGCAUUUCUUAAAGUCUUAAAGGGGAUUAACACUUUCCCAUCAACAGACUAGAAAAUCUUUACAGGGUAUCUAACUUCAGGAACUUAACAACACUUACAUACAACAUACUAAGAAUGGUUGUGUUCUGCUUUUGGAGAGAGAAGAUUAACAACUUCAGUUUGCUAAAUAAAAGCAAGAAUUGGCAAUGAAAUGCUUCUCAGCUAUAAACAUGUGUAUUAAUCCUGUUAUUUUCGAAUCCAUGCAACCUCUAAUCAAUUUGAAUGGAAAUUAGUGAGACUAAUUUGAAGACAGAUCAAUAAUGUAUAAGAUAGAUUAUUUUAUUUAAAAUAGUAGUAACCAUAUUCUUGAUAAUAGUAAACAGAAAAUCAUUGUGUAAAUCAAUCCUUAUUUAGAAACUGAUUGCUCAAAGCAAAUGAUACUUAAAUUGAUUUCGUUAUUUGUCAGUAGAGCUACAGAACUUUAUUACCCUAUAGAAUCUGUAAAAUGACCCUAUUCCUGUCUGCGAGAUGUUUUAGUCAGUAGGACCCCAGUUCUGUUUGUAAGAUGAUUGGUGCCGAGCUUCCAUUACAAUGCUAGUAGUUGUAAUGAUUUGCUGCUUCACUGUUACAGAUGAUCAAUAAAAUAGCGGAAAAUUUA